CCCGUCCCGCCCGUGCAGGAAGGGGGGUGACGUUCGCGGGCCCACAGCGCCGGGCGGGCCAUGUCGUCGUUGGAGUGGUUCGCGCACAAGCCCCUGGGCGGCGGUAUCUUUUGGAUCCAGGAACGCUUCUAUGAGUCGGGCAACCGGGCCAACAUCUGGCUAGUGCGGGGCUCGCAGCGAGACGUGGUGAUUGAUGCGGGGCUGGGGCUGCGCAGCCUGCCCGACUACCUGCGUGACGCCGGGCUGUUGGCGCCGGCCGAGGGCGCCGGGCCGCGGCCGCUGCUGGCCGUGGCUACCCACGUCCACUUCGAUCACUCGGGCGGGCUGCAGCACUUCGAGGAGGUGGCGGUGCACAGCGCCGAAGCGGCGGCGCUGCUCCAAGGCGACAAUUACGAGGCCGUGACGUGGCUGUCCGACCGGGAGGUGGCGCGACCGCCGUGGCCCGGCUGGAGCGCUCGGCAGUUCCGCGUCCCGCCCGUCCGGCCCAGUCGCCUGCUGCACGAGGGGGAUGUGAUCAACCUUGGAGAUCGACAGCUCACUAUCAUGCACAUGCCUGGUCAUUCACGAGGCAGUAUUUGCUUGCAUGACAAGGACCGGAAGAUUUUGUUCAGCGGAGAUGUGGUGUAUGAUGGAUCUAUGAUCGAUUGGCUUCCCUACAGCAGAAUCAGUGACUACCUUUCAAGUUGCCAGCGCCUGAUGGAGUUAGUAGACAGAGGUCUUGUGGAGAAGGUACUACCUGGGCACUUUAACAUAUUUGGAGCAGAAAGGCUGUAUCAGUUAGCUUCUGACUACAUUUCCCAAGCUGGAAUUUGCCACAAGAUUUCUACCUGUGCUAUGAGAUCUAUUGCAAGCAUAGCACUUCGUGUUGCAAAUUCAAGAAUCACUUCUCAGUGACAGUCAAUUUUGUGUGAUCUGUCAUGUGCUGUAAAAACAAAUGGGUUGUGAAAGCAUGAAUAACAAGCAGAAGCAGUAUGUGUUAGCAAAAAGAUGGCCAAUUGAUACAGGUGAGCUUAAUUCUUCCUGUUUUUCCUACUUUAUUCAUAUUUUUAUAAAAACUCUGUAAACUAGUAGCUUUAGCCAAAGCUGUAGUUUUUCUUUCUACUUUUUCAGAGCAUUUUUUUACAUGUAUUGCAAUAUAUUGUUUUAUUGAAAUAAAUAUAUUGUUUUAUUUAUUUAUUUAUUUAAAUUUAAAUAUAUUGUUUUAUUUUUGUUACAACUCCGGAAGAUGGACAUAUACUAAAAUAAGAGGUUUUACAUUCAUGCCUGAAUGAAUGUAAAACCUUGAAACUUUGUUGAUAUAGUACUAGACUUGUAAUUAUUCAUUACCUCCUGCUCAGGUUUGGACCUAACAGAGCUCUUUCUAAGACAUAGUGUGUGCUAGGAGCAGUGCCAUUAGGUCAGAGCAGGAGCAACACCGAUGCAGGACUCAGUGAGCAGAAAGUGAUAAUUCUGCAGCCAUUGCCACCUGUGGGCAUGGUAUCUGCUGCACCUCUCACCCCUUGAAGCUUUGUACUCAUCUGGCAUUUUCUUUAGAAUACACAAACAUGUGGAAAUUCUAUAGACCAAACUUUCAAGCUGGAAGUCACAGAUACAUCAGUUUAUCACAAAAGCUUUUGGUGCAGACAGACUGUUGAGGCUUUCAUGUUUCUUGGUGUGAUGCAAGUAACCACUGCACCAGGUGAGAGGGAGCAAGCAGAAGCACUCUCACUCACCAUUGGCUAGGGAACUGUUUUGCUUGUAGGCUUGUGAGUUAGGAAUUAGACAAUUUGUGAACUACUGAAUUAAUGUGUUACAUUACCCCGUACAAAGUGGACUGAGAUUUUGCUGGAUGUGUUUAUUUUUUUCUGAUCAGUUUAUACAAAUAUUUGGAGAGUUUGUUGUUCUGGAAAGCUGACAGAAGGGAACUGUGACAAGCUUAAGGCAUUUGUUUUUGCUAAAGGGUAUUUUUAUGUGAGGGUGUUGUGACUUGGUUGUUAAUCAUCUGUGUUAGGGGAGGGACUGAGGCCUUGCUGUAGUGAAGGUUCUGCAUUAAGCACCCAGUACACUUUUUAUCACAAAGUGAAUGUAACUCAAAUUGUUUACUGUUGGCAUCUGAAGUACGUGCUGUACAUGGUUGUUCUGAAAUGUAAAGUGUGUUGCAUUGAGUUUGUUCCAAAAUAUAUGGUGAAUAUAUUGAGAAAUGCUAAACAACAUUGCAAUUUGCUUAUGAAAAUUGAAUGUGUGGUAUUAACUUUUUUUAAUGAACACUGUCAGAAUUUAUUUUUGUACAUAGAUAUAUAUAUAUAUAUGUUCCUAAAAAGACUGCAAAUGUUUCUCUUAAAUUUUAGUGCAGUUUAACUUUUCUUGUUUGGCUUUCACUUCAAGCAGAAGGUGUUGACCCAUCAUAGCCAAUAGUAAGGGAGCCAGAGGUUUGUGCUCUGUCUAAGGCAUGAGGGAGAGGAAGUCAAUAGCCUUCUAAAUAGAUGCAAAUUCUUGUGGAAAAAGAGCAACCUAUUACAAAAUUUAAAAAAACAACUCUGUCUAAAAAUUAUAAAAGUGAGUAUCUUAUAUAAGGCUUUUUCCUUUUCAUAGAUGACUGCACUCCUGCCUUUACUGUGAAUAUAUUCUUUACUAGGAUUUAUACUGAUUGGUUGUUGCCUAGUUCUUAGAAGUGCCUAUCUCCAAGCUGAAGCAAAAUUGUGAGUGGGCAGGCCAUCUGCAGAGAUGCAGCACAUGAAAGACCUGUUAUCAGUCAGUUCACAGUCUCUUUUUUUUCUUUUUUUUGAGAAAUCCAGGUACAUCAGUGUGUGACCUGAGGAGUGUUCAGUGGGUAGGCUUAUGUCAUAAAACCAAGAGGUGUUUAUCUUUGCCUCAGUUGGCAGAGGAAGAAAUGCAAAAACAGCCUGGGAAGCAGGCUGAAGGUAUAUAUAUCUCUAAAGCUUAUACCGGUUACCUGGAGCAUGCCAUGGUGUCACAGGUUACCCAACAGUAUUCUAAUUCUUGCAAAUUAGUUGACAGUGAUGUAACACCAAUAAUAAUAAUUAUUUUUAAACAAUGUUUUUCUGAAGACUUUAGGAGUCCUGGUGGUAACCCUGUGUGUUAAAGUCACCAAGAAAUCCAGAGCCUGCCAAUAUGGAUGACAAGUAGCUAAAGUUUUGCAGAUGUUCACUAGAAGAUUAAGAUCACUUAGAAUUGGCAUUCUGUGUUAUACUUCUAUCAGUUUGUUUAUUUGAUCCAAUAUUAGAAUCUCUGUAGCCAGAUUUUACUGUAUUGUAAAUCCUGAGCUUUUAUGAGAAGACUCACAGACAGCAUUAGUUCAAAAGGAAAGAAUAACCUCUAUCCUCCUAUAAUUUGUGUUUAAUAUCCUCCAUAAUGUGUGUUUGUCUCAAUAUCUCUAUCAGCUAAGAUCCUUAAAUGGCCAGAUCACUGUCAAAAUGCCCUAUUAAGCUAUGCUUAAGUCCACUAAGUAUGUAACCAAAACUUUGACUUUUUUACUUUACCAAAAUCUGGGGUAUAAUUUCCUAGCUCAGAAAUGAACUUUACAUGCAGAUAACCCAAAGUGGAGUUUGUUAGUAAACUGAUGCUAUAAUCCAAAUGAAAUUAGUUUUUUGAGGGUCAUGAAAUUAUUUUUUGUAUUACAAGAAAUUCACUACUAGAUAAACAAUAUUUAAAUGAUCUUAAGUUAAAAGAACAGUUUCUGAUUAUUUUUGUUAAGACUUACCAAAUAUUAAUCAUAAGAGUUUGACAGUGGUCCUUUAACACUACUUGGAUUAAAUAUUUAAAAAAUGCAUUGUAUGUUUAAAUUCUGUGUCAUGUGACCGUUUAGAACUCUGUUGAUUUCUUUGUAACAUCUAAAUAUAUGUUAAUGCAGUUUUCAGUAGACUGGGGAAUUGGUAUAAAAUUCAGGAAGUUUUGUUCUGUAAUCUUUCAAGGCUGUAACAAUGUUAAACAACAGACUGCACAUAAUUAAAUUUUUUUGUGUAUUAUCAUAAUAAAAUAUAAUCCUGUGCAGUAAAGUAAUAAUUUCUAGGUAUUUUUCAACAGAAGCACUUUUCAUUCUAGAUGGAGUAUAUUUACAAGUUGCUAGAAGAAUUAUUUAUGCUUCUGAGAAAGAAACUGCAUUAAAAAUGUUUACACAUUGUA
Molecule: messenger RNA, 4122 nt
Organism: Haemorhous mexicanus (house finch)
Lineage: Eukaryota; Metazoa; Chordata; Aves; Passeriformes; Fringillidae
Gene: MBLAC2
Product: metallo-beta-lactamase domain containing 2
Exons: 2
Coding region: 61-894 (277 amino acids)
Source: RefSeq, a predicted model, not a curated record